AUGAACAGUCUAUUGGGACUAGAGCUCUCCACCUCCUCAACCCACCACUCCAUCUUCCUCAACAGUUCAACCUCCUUCGACUUCUUCCCAACCUUCAAUGAACUCCUUUUCCCAACUGCCCUUAAAUUUCCCACUUCCUCUGUCUCUCUCACUUCCAACCACAAACGACACACAACAGCAACUCCAUGCUUCAAGACCCGCGCUGCCCAAUCAAGCUCCACUAUCAGUGAUCCUGAUGUUGAAGUGGAGGAGAAAAUGGAGGUUGAAGUAGCUGAGGGGUACACCAUCACUCAAUUUUGUGAUAAGAUAAUUGAUACUUUCUUGAAUGAGAAGCCUAGGGUGAAGGAAUGGAGGAGGUAUCUUGUGUUUAGGGAGGAGUGGAGGAAGUAUAGAGAUUGCUUUUAUAAUAGGUGUAGGAAUCGGGCUGAUGCCGAGAGUGAUCCGGUUGUGAAAGAAAAAUUGGUUUCUAUGGGGAGAAAGGUGAAGAAGAUUGAUGAUGAAAUGGAAAGACACAGUGAACUUUUAAAGGAGAUACAGGAUAACCCGACUGACGUCAAUGCAAUAGUUGCACGGAGGCAGAAAGACUUCACAGAGGAAUUCUUUCGAUACCUCAAUCUACUUUCUGAAGUUUAUGAUGGUCUGGAUGAUCGUGAUGCAAUGGCUAGGCUUGGGGCUAGAUGCUUGUCUGCUGUCAGUGCUUAUGAUAACACACUAGAAUAUGUGGACACAUUAGAGACUGCCCAGGCCAAAUUCGAUGAUGUCCUAAAUUUGCCUUCAGUCGAUGUAGCUUGUGAAAAAAUUAAAAGUCUUGCCAAGGCAAAGGAACUGGAUUCUUCAUUGAUAUUAUUGAUAAACAGUGCUUGGGCUUCAGCAAAAGAAUCCACAACAUUGAAAAAUGAGGUCAAAGAUAUUAUGUAUCGUUUGUACAAAGCCACAAAAAGCAGCCUUCGAAGCAUUGUACCAAAAGAAAUAAAGCUGCUAAAACAUUUGCUGAACAUAACAGAUCCUGAAGAGCGAUUCUCAGCACCGGCGACAGCUUUCUGCCCUGGUGAUGAUAAUGAAGCCAAGGACCCCAAAGCUGUGUACAGUACUCCUAAAGAGUUUCACAAGUGGAUUAAGAUCAUGCUGGAUGCGUACCAUCUAAAUGCAGAAGAAACUGACCUUAGGGAAGCCAAGCAGAUGACUCGGCCUGUGGUUAUACAGAGGCUAUUCAUCCUCAAGGAAACUAUUGAAGAGAAAUAUUUGGAAAAAAACACGUGUCCGGAGUCUCAACCGGAGGAAACCAAAUCGGAGUUGUUAUGAAGUACCGGCCAUAUUCAAAGAUCAUAUUGAUCUCCUCAUGUCUCUGCAUGUUGGCAGAGAAUAUAGAUCCUAGUUUUGCAGUUAAGAUGAGUUGUGGACUGUGUGGCGUCAUGCACCUAAGCACCUUUAUAUUGAUACAAUGAUAAUUAUAGA
Molecule: messenger RNA, 1455 nt
Organism: Argentina anserina (silverweed cinquefoil)
Lineage: Eukaryota; Viridiplantae; Streptophyta; Magnoliopsida; Rosales; Rosaceae
Exons: 6
Coding region: 1-1302 (433 amino acids)
Cellular component (GO): chloroplast envelope; chloroplast thylakoid membrane
Source: RefSeq, a predicted model, not a curated record